Messenger RNA from Ictalurus furcatus (blue catfish), 3111 nucleotides. RefSeq lists its product as uncharacterized. Gene Ontology annotation, molecular function: AMPA glutamate receptor activity; transmitter-gated monoatomic ion channel activity involved in regulation of postsynaptic membrane potential. The coding region runs from base 67 to 1491 and encodes 474 amino acids. Gene Ontology annotation, cellular component: postsynaptic membrane; AMPA glutamate receptor complex; plasma membrane. The transcript has 10 exons. Lineage: Eukaryota; Metazoa; Chordata; Actinopteri; Siluriformes; Ictaluridae. Gene Ontology annotation, biological process: monoatomic ion transport; modulation of chemical synaptic transmission; synaptic transmission, glutamatergic. The record is from RefSeq and is a predicted model, not a curated record.
CUCUUCCCCAUUGGCUAUUAUCUGACUUUGGGGUUUUUGUUUGUGCUUUAUAUUUGGGGAUCUUUGAUGCACUGGACAAGAGAAUCUGAUUGUAAAGCAGGUUCAGAAAACAGUACCAUGGCGUCUCUGGGGCUUCUCCUGUGUGUUGCAGCAGUGGUUCACAUCUGCACUGCAGAACCACAGCCACUAAAAGUGACCACUAUUGAGCAAGAACCAUACACAAUGUCAAAAGGCUCAGAGUUUGAGGGCUUCUGUAUGGACUUGCUGUCUGCAAUUGCGGAGAAACUGGGCUUCAGGUACAAUGUCCGUCUGGUGAAAGAUGGAAAAUACGGGUUCAAGGACGAACAUGGAAACUGGGCUGGGAUGAUCGGAGAGGUUGUGAGAAGGGAAGCUGAUCUGGCCAUAGCUCCACUUACCCUCAUCGCUGUUCGGGAGGAAGCUGUGGACAUGACCAAACCAUUCAUGCAGACAGGAAUUAGUUUUGUCAUGAGCAAGGACAUUGCCUCAGAUGAUUCCCAAUACCUCAGCUUUUUAAACCUCUUCUCCAGUGAGAUGUGGAUCAGCCUGCUGGUUGCUUAUCUGCUUACCUCCUCCUGUAUCUUUCUGGUGGCUCGUAUUAGCCCAUCUGAAUGGGGCCAGCCACAGACGGAGGAAAAUCACUUUACAAUCCCACACAGCUUCUGGUACACUAUUGGAGCCUUGACACUUCAAGGCGCUGGUCCACAUCCCAAGUGCUUCUCAGGACGUGUGAUUAGUGCCAUCUGGUGGUUGUUUUCAUUAGUUGUGCUGGCCUGCUAUUUCGCCAACCUCAGUUCUUGGUUGCACAUGGAUAACAAGCAGCUCUCAAUUAAGAGCUUUGAAGAUCUGGCGAACCAAAAUGUCAUUGAGUAUGGGACACUUAAGAGCUCCUCCUCUCUUGCUUUCUUUAAGAACUCGAACAAUCCUACAUACCGGCGCAUCUAUGAAAACAUGGAGAGAAGACAGUCCUAUGUCCUGAAUAUGGAAGAAGGCAUCCGUAGGACUCAGGAGGGGAAAUAUGCCUUCAUUGGAGAGUCUGUGUCUCUGGACCUGGCUGUGGCACGGUACUGCAACAUAAUGCGCUGUCCUCAGGUCAUCGGCAUGAGAGGCUACAGCAUUGCAGUUCCUUUGGGCUUUCCCAUGCUGAAAAACCUGAGUGUGGCCGUCCUCCAGCUGAGCGAGUCCGGGGAACUGGAAUAUCUGCGUAAUAAAUGGUGGGCUAGCAGCUGCAUGGCAGAAAAUGCACAGGCCUCAUCUCUGAAGCCCAGCAGCCUGAAGGGUGUCUUCCUACUUUUGGCACUCGGUUUAGGGCUAGGACUCCUUCUGGCCUUCAUGGAGCUGACUGCCAAAUCACGAAACAUUGCUAACAUACAGCAGAAAUCCUGUUGUUCCGUCUUGACUACCGAACUUGGUCAGCGGUUUGGAAAAAGGGAGGAGACUCAGGCGGAAACCACUGAGAAAUGCAAAGCUUAAAUCCACUAAACAUUAUUAGAACAGCAUUUCUAUUCAUACAAUCAGCUUUUUUUUUCUGUUUCAAACAAAAGAAGGGUUAACUGCUCAUGAAAGACCAUUUAUCCUCAUCACAACCUUUUAAUUUACUACUAGUUUCAUUUGGACCAUGAAAAGCACUAUUAUGUUCAUUGACUGGUUUUAGAUUAUAAAAGCUAUUUUAUAAAAGCAUUCGUUCAUGCACUCAAAUUGACCUAAAAGUAGAUGUAGAAUAUAUACAGUAACUUCUACUUGAAUAUUCUAGUCAUAUGAGCUGAAGUGUUUUUGUUUUGUUUUGUGUUUUUUUUUUUUUCAUAAUAGAUGUCAUCUGAAAAAAAUAACAUUUGGCUUGAAAUGUAUUAGAAAUGAGAAAAGUGAAGGCCUGCAUUGAAUACAAGAAGGUUCCAUGACUUCGUAUUGCUUUUAUACCAUAAGAAAAUUCUGAGUAAUAAAUGCAUGAUUAAAAUAUUAGUUACAAUUUCUCAUUUAUUUUGCAAAAAAAAAAAAGGUAUAAUGUAAAUACAUGACAUCUUUAAGAAGAAGAAGCAGAAAAAGCAAUCUCAUUUCAGAUGGAUGAAACAUAGAGGAUGAAAAGUGGCUCUAUGCUGCAGCACUAUACUGAAAUACUAAAAUGUCCCCUUUUAACUCAUUUAUCAUUCUUAUAACUGCAUAUCUUUCCUAUUAGUUUCACUCUGGAUUAUUGUAUGCGUAAAGAUAAAUAACUGAAUACUAAGCUGAGAAUUUUAAGUUUUAAUCAGAAUUCAAUACCUGUUCAAAUCAAUUAGUAUUUCUUUAAUACUAACAAAUUAGUGUGUUAUUUUAGCGGCGAAAUGAUCUAAGACCUGCCAGGUUUAAGUAAGUCAGCAUUAGAAUGCAGAUAUAUAUUGCUCUUUAACAAAAACACAAGUGCACUGGCAAUUUAUUCACAGAUUUUUUUUUUAUGCAGCAAAUUGUAGACACUCAUCUGACAAUGCCAUUUUUAUUCUAGGAAAGUGUUUCAUAAGCACAUAUAUAAGGACAUACACGUGACCUGAGUGUGAGAUUUGUGGCAAAUAUAUUUCUUUGACACAAGAAAAUCAGAUCCCAAGGUGCUUGUUGAGCAAGCACAUUCCAAACCAUAGGAGAAGUAAGGGUAUGAUGCAAUGACACUAUCUGCAUCUAUUUAGGGCUUCAAAUAACCAUAUUUGUAUCUGUACUUGGAUUCGGAUUUAAACCCAAAGGGUUUUUUAAAUUCCACUCAGAGAGUUCUUUUUGUUAUUUGAUAUUUUCUAACAAAUGUAACUAGUUCAGUUUCCCAAAAUAUAAACAAACUAUUAGCCUAAAUUAAAGCACCAUGUCCCUGAGGAGGUAGUUACUUUGGCUGAAUGAAGGGCUGUUGUAAAUGCAAUGUAUUUCUUUGAUGCUUCAUAUCUGUUGGUUCACUCUCACUCUCAUGAAAGUGAAAACCUCCACCUCUAGUCUCAACCACAUGCCCUGGCAUUUUACAAAAUAAAUAAAUGAAUGAAUAAAUAGUGCACCUUCUAUUCAUAUCUGUAUUUGUAUUUGUUUAGAACGCAUUAUGUGUUCAUUCCCAAUAAUGUAUUAAAUAUUCAGUUGCAUUCCUAA